This is a messenger RNA of Microthlaspi erraticum, 477 nucleotides long. NCBI's taxonomy places the organism in Eukaryota, Viridiplantae, Streptophyta, Magnoliopsida, Brassicales, Brassicaceae. The record is from the annotation of a GenBank genome assembly.
AUGAAGCUCAACGAAGCAUUUGAGUUUUUCCAAGAAAUGGAUAAAGCUGGGGUCUCCAUCAGCCCGUAUUCUUACCAAUGUCUCUUCGAGGCUUGCAGAGAAUUGAGGUAUUUAUACCAUGGGAGACUUCUGCACGACCGCAUGAGAAUGAAAUGUGAGAAUCCUUCUGUGAUUCUUCAGAACGAACUCUGUGCUUCAGAUGUGCUGCUAGUGUGGGAGCUUCGAAGAUGCAGAAAAAGUGAGACACGCCUACUUCUUCCGUGUUUACUACAACUCUUGAAAUAUUUGGUAAAGUCUAGUCCUUUAGGUAGUGGUAGACAGGUUCAUGCUCAUGUUAUACGUGCUGGGUUAUGUAGCAACGCAUCUAUAGAGACUAGGAUCUUGAACAUGUACGUGAAAUGUGGUUGGUUAGUGGGUGCUAAGCUAGCGUUCGAUCAGAUGGCAGUGAAGAAGCUGGAAGAGCAAGAGAUGCUUUGA